Messenger RNA from Vigna angularis (adzuki bean), 1744 nucleotides. RefSeq names its product BTB/POZ and MATH domain-containing protein 2. Bases 282 to 1517 code for a protein of 411 amino acids. Gene Ontology annotation, molecular function: protein binding. The record is from RefSeq and is a predicted model, not a curated record. Lineage: Eukaryota; Viridiplantae; Streptophyta; Magnoliopsida; Fabales; Fabaceae. Gene Ontology annotation, biological process: protein ubiquitination. The transcript is spliced from 4 exons.
GCAUUAAUCACAAAGCCAUUUAAAGUCACCUUCUUCAUCACCAUCCAUUAUAAUUUCCUCUUCCGUCUCGCUCAGAGUCCAAGCCCUAGAAAAUUAGACCCUCCCACGAAACCCUAGAUUUCCUCUCUGAAAAUUUUCAAAGCUUCUCCCCAUUCCUGGGAUUCCGCGCCCAGAUCGCAGAUCCCGUUUAAUAUUUUUACGUCCCCGAUCGGUUUUGGAUUCUGAAGAAGAAAAUUCAAUUACGCAAAAUUCCGAGGCAUUGCCGCUGUCCUGGCUUGCGCAUGGGUAAGAUUCUGAGAGAAACCGCUAGGCCGUCCUUUAAUUGUUCGUCGGCGUCACCGUCGUCAGCGCCACCGGCGACGACGUCGUCGACGUCGGUGACCGACACCGUGAGGGGAUCGCACCGGUUCAAGAUCACGGGGUAUGCUCUGUCUAAGGGGAUUGGGAUUGGGAAGUAUAUAGCGUCGGAUAUAUUUUCGGUGGGAGGGUACGAUUGGGCGAUCUAUUUUUACCCUGAUGGGAAGAGCGUGGAGGACAAUGCUACGUACGUUUCUCUCUUCAUCGCGCUGGCUAGCGAAGGGGCAGAUGUUAGAGCGCUUUUUGAGUUGACCCUUUUGGAUCAGAGUGGGAAGGAGAGGCAUAAGGUGCAUAGCCAUUUCGAGAGGACCCUCGAGAGUGGACCUUACACGUUAAAAUACCGUGGUAGCAUGUGGGGUUACAAGCGGUUUUUUAAGAGAACAGCACUAGAGACAUCAGAUUACCUUAAAGACGAUUGCCUUAGCGUUAAUUGUAGUGUUGGUGUAGUGAAAUCACACACAGAGGGCCCUAAAAUUUAUAAAAUUCCAAUUAUGCCUUCUAACAUUGGUCAGCAACUUGGGAAGCUUUUAGAAAGUGGGAAAGGCAGUGAUGUGAGUUUUGAAGUGAAUGGAGAUGUUUUUGCUGCUCAUAAAUUGGUACUAGCUGCUCGCUCACCAGUUUUCAGGGCCCAACUUUUUGGUCCUAUGAAAGAUCAGAAUACCCGUUGUAUAAAAAUUGAAGACAUGGAGGCUCCAGUUUUCAAGGCAUUGCUUCAUGUUAUAUAUUAUGACUCACUACCUGACAUGCAAGAGCUUACUGGGUUGAACUCGAAAGGGGCUACUACCUUGAUGGCUCAGCAUCUGCUUGCAGCCGCUGAUCGGUAUGGCUUAGAGAGAGUUAGGCUGAUGUGUGAAACAAAUCUCUGUGAAGAUGUUGCAAUAAACACUGUUGCUACGACUCUGGCCUUGGCAGAGCAGCACCAUUGUUUCCAACUGAAAGCAGUCUGUCUGAAAUUCGUUGCACAGCCUGAAAAUCUCAGAGCUGUGAUGCAAACAGAUGGUUUUGAGUACUUGAAAGAAAGUUGCCCAUCUGUUUUGACUGAGCUUUUAGAGUAUGUGGCUAGAUUUACGGAGCACUCAGACUACUUGUGCAAACAUAGGAAUGAAGCAAUACUUGAUGGCAGCGACAUAAAUGGAAGGAGGGUGAAGCAAAGGCUAUAGUGCGAAGACUGUCAAAUAUCCUCUACCCCUCGCAUUUAAAUAUUGCAGUGAGAGCCACAGAUGGAGGGAGAGGAUAAGCAUUUAUAGGAUUAGUGACAAUUUUUAAUUUUCUUAGCUUGCUCUUCGUGUCUAGAAGAUGUAAAUGUAGUUUGUUUUGGUGCUGUUGCAGGUUCUGUGAUAACACUGCUCGUAAAACAUGUCUUAAAAGAAAGUAUUGAUCACUGUCA